AACGCUCCUUAUUCCGUGUCCUCGACGGCACAUUCCACUCCUUUCCACUCUCCUCUUCUGAGACCCGAUCUGAUUCACUUCGUUAUUUAUCGGCCUGGUAUCCGGUUCCUCCGUCACGUUACAUACAAGGUCGAGUGCACCCAGCCGCCGACUGAACACGCUCCUUUCUCUCUGUCGACCGCGCUCCACGAACAUCGUCGAGCCUCUUGAGUUGCCUGUCUCGCCGACCGCAGCUGCGUCCGCCCUCUGCCCCUCGGUUCUCUUUGCCGGAUCCUCGAAAGCAGCGCUGCCCCAGACUGGUUCUGACGCACGCCCGAUAUAAAUCCUCCUCGACCGCCCGUUUGGAUUCCAGCCUUGUAUCGCUGCAUCAUCAACUCUCCAAGCAAGUUCAACUUGACAUCAACAACUCCAAGCAAAGAUCAUCCAGCUGUUCAACAUGAAGUCCGCCGUUCUUUUGGCCGCGGGUGCCCUGUUGGUCUCGGCCGUGCCCCUUGAGAAGCGAGUUAUGGAGACGGACUGGGUCACCGACAUUGUCACCGUCACCGUGACUGUCGACCCCAAUGCGAGCCCCUCUGCUACGCCAACCGCCGGUGGACCGUCUCCUCCUCCGGCUCCGGCUUCAUCCUCCAAGCCGGCUCCUUCUCUUCAGCCGGUCGUGGCCAAGCCUUCGCCUGCCCCGUCUUCCAAGCCAGCUCCGUCUCCUAAGCCUGCUCCCUCGUCUGCUGCGCCGGCGCCGGCUCCUGCUCCCUCCUCUGGUGGAAGCGACUACGGUUCCAUCAUGGUUGACCAGCACAACGUCCACCGUGCCAACCACUCCUCCCCCGCCCUUGAGUGGGACGACACUCUUGCUGGAUAUGCCCAGAUCACCGCUCAGGGCUGCGUGUUUGCCCAUGAUAUGAGCGAGGGUGGCGGUGGCUACGGCCAGAACCUUGCCAGCUGGGGCUCCACUGGCGACAUUGACGACAAGCAGCUUGAGGCUGCUCGCCGUGGCGUGACCGACCAGUGGUACAACGACGAAAUGGAGAACUGGACCUUCUACGGCCUCGCCAACCCUCCCUCGGGCACCAACCUGGACUCCUGGGGCCACUACACCCAGCUCAUCUGGAAGUCGUCCACCAAGGUCGGAUGCUACACCGCCAAGUGCCCUGCUGGCACCGUCCUCUCCAUGCAGUCUUGGUACACUGUCUGCAACUACAGCCCCCCAGGAAACUUUGGUGGCCGUUACGCUGAGAACGUUCUCAAGCCUCUGGGCCAGCCCACCGUCCGAAUCUAAGCGGAGACGGAGACUUCCAUCUGGCACUUGCCUCAUUCUCCUAUCCAUGCAGACUUUGUUGGGACUCGGUCGUAGCAAACGGUGGCGGUCGGGCUCCGGGGAAGGACGUAUGGCUAGGGUUUCGGACUAUCGAAACGUUUGACGAAAUCUCUUUUUCGCUU
This is a messenger RNA of Trichoderma reesei QM6a, 1434 nucleotides long. RefSeq lists its product as uncharacterized. Bases 437 to 1273 code for a protein of 278 amino acids. The record is from RefSeq and is a predicted model, not a curated record. The transcript is spliced from 5 exons. Gene Ontology annotation, cellular component: extracellular region. NCBI's taxonomy places the organism in Eukaryota, Fungi, Ascomycota, Sordariomycetes, Hypocreales, Hypocreaceae.